GUCGUCUUUCUCUCCCGUCUGAACGUUCUGUUUAUUUUCCACUUCUCCGAAGAAAAAAGUUUCAAUUUUUUUUUGAGAAAAAAAAAAGUUUCAAUCUUUCCAGUUUAGUUCAGACACACUCGUAAAAAGACAGCUAGAGAGAAAAAGGGUUGCUCUAUUCUCUACGAUUCCUGCUAUUUUCCGAUUUUCCGAGAAAGUUUUCAGUUUUCCAAGUGAAAGUGAAGAUACUAGAGAGUAUCGGUUAGAGGAAGAAGGUUGAGUGAGUAUCUCUCUAUCUGCUGAUCAAAUUUGGCUUUGUUGCUUCAAGAUAUAGCUCUGGUAAAGUGAAGAAUAUCUUUUCUCGAUCCUCUCUUAAACAAUGAUAGCAGUUGAGAGAUUCAAAGAUGAGUCUAAGCCUCAUAAAUGCCCUGAAGAAAUUAGGGAAGAUGUCAAGAACAAGAACAAUGCGUGUGAGUUGUUUUAUGAUACAAGAAGCGGCGAAGAAAGUGAUAAAGAGAAUGAUGGAAACAACGCUUUGAAACACCAUUCUUGUGGAGAUUCUGAUGUGGCUGGUAAGAUUCAAGAUACUGCUGCUAAUGGUGGUUUUUAUAUGGACAAGAACGUUACGGCCUGUAACUUGUCUGAGAUUGUAGUUUGUUACAAGGAGAAUAGUUAUCAUGUCGUGAAGGAUAUAUGUGUUGAUGAAGGUGUGCUGGUUCAUGAGAAGUUCUUAUUCGGUGAGAAAGCUUCUAUGAAGUCAGAGGGCAUGGUGGAAACCAAGUCCCCUGAAGACAGAAACGGCAAGGUUGAUGGUUUGGAGCUUUGUAAUGAUCCUAAUACAACAAACCAAGACGUUGAAGAGUCUUCAAGAGAAGAGUGUGCUAAUGCUGAGAGUUCUAGCAGUUGCAAUCAAGAGGAUUUGAUUGUGACAAGAGAAGCCAAGGAGGAAGUGGCUACAUCAGAGAAUGUCUUAACUUUGGGAGGUAUUCUAUCAAAGGAAGAUGGACAAAAACAUCUUAACAACAACAACAACAAUAGCCAUAGAAGUGAUGAACAAUCUCCAUCUCAACUUCAGGAGAAUGAACAAAGAAGCUUAGAAACAAAGCUUGAGGAAACAGAGAAGCCAAAAAGAGCAGAGGAGAAGCUUUCCUCUGUUUCUACUACAACCUCUCAAGAACCAAACAUGUUAGUGGGAGACUCUUUGGUAGAAGACAAACUUUCCUCUAGUGGAUGUGGAGAGACAAGUUUUUCUGUAGCAGAAGCAGUUUCAAUAUCAGGUCAUAUAUCAUAUUCAGGACCGGUUGUAGUCUCUGGACGCCUCUCUGUUCGGUCUGAUGGAAGCACAACUAGUGGAAGAUCCUUUGCUUUCCCAAUAUUGCAGUCAGAGUGGAACAGUAGUCCUGAAAGAAUGGCUAAAGCUGAGAAGAGAAGACUCAAAGGAUGGAGAGAGAUCCUUCUCUGUUGCAGAUUCUCUUGAUCAACAAUAGUUCAAAAGCUAAAACACAGAGGAAGAGGAAUGAUUUAUAGUUUUGUCAUGGUGGUAUGUAAUUGGCAUUUUGGUAGUGUUGUUUUUUGGUUUAAUAGUUUAGGACUUUUGAGUUUGGUUAGAGAUGCAAUAUGGUCUAGGUUAUGUAACCGAUGAGUUUCAUUUUUAUUCAUAUGUUCAUGCUUUGGUUUAGCUUUGAGUGAUUUGAUUACUUUAGGAGUUUCCAGCUUUCCACAUUUCACUGGUCAUUGCCUCUUUGGUCAAACUAUCUACCUUUUCUUGUUUCCAAGACCGUUGUCUCGAUUCUCGGCGAUUUUAAGACCAUUUUCUCG
Messenger RNA from Eruca vesicaria subsp. sativa (arugula), 1797 nucleotides. Lineage: Eukaryota; Viridiplantae; Streptophyta; Magnoliopsida; Brassicales; Brassicaceae. The record is from the annotation of a GenBank genome assembly.